AUGUCAUUCAACUAUUAUCCGAAGAAUUUUCGCGCCAACGGCUGGGGUUGGCAUCGUACGGCAAACACAGCUAAAGCGGUUCGCGGGUUUUUGGAUAGAGAAAGGGAUGGUGAACACAGUGAUAUCGUUAGGAAUGGCCUGUAUCCGAAACUGCCAUCGGAAGAUGACUCCACGUUCAGUGGGGUCAAAUUGUAUCCCGCCUUGCCAGUGGAAGAGUAUGAGAGUGGCGCUGUGGAGGAAGUAGUCGAGGAGGCGUGCGCGGCUGUCAAUGUAGAUUUGGCGAAUACUGAAAUAGAAUACGCGGAGUGCAAAUAG
Messenger RNA from Pieris macdunnoughi, 315 nucleotides. The record is from the annotation of a GenBank genome assembly. NCBI's taxonomy places the organism in Eukaryota, Metazoa, Arthropoda, Insecta, Lepidoptera, Pieridae.